This is a messenger RNA of Penicillium olsonii, 1899 nucleotides long. The record is from the annotation of a GenBank genome assembly. NCBI's taxonomy places the organism in Eukaryota, Fungi, Ascomycota, Eurotiomycetes, Eurotiales, Aspergillaceae.
AUGUCAAUCACCACCAUACCUCUCCGACCCCUCGUGUCGAAGGCACGUGCGGAGAAAAAUGACCGUUCCCCCCAUGCCGGCAAAGUCGGACACUUUGAGUCUUCCACAGUACACCCCGAGGGAAAGGGCUGCACAGACAUGGAGAUAGGCGACUGCGACACUCUCCAUGACCGAAACUAUGCCGGAGGGGGUCGGGCGUCAGUCGCGGAGAAGGAAUACACGCCUGAUCUGAGCUUCUUGACGGCCGAACACCCGCUCUUCCCACCCAUGCCUUCCUACGGCCCUCCCUCUGCCACCCGCCGGAUACAAGACUACAUGUUUAUCGGUGUGUCUUUCGUCCUGUCGCUGUGCUUUUUGACGGCCAUAUUUGUCGGGGCCCUCGUGCGCACGGCCGCAGUCGCAAUCACGGACGCUCGGCUACGGAUGACCGGUCACAACCCAGAUACACAGCGCGCGUUCUACGAAGAAGAGCUUGUAAGAAGGAAAGCGCGCGCCGAAGCCGAUCGCAGGUGGCAUCUACGUCAGCAGAAAAGGGACACCGACGAGGAACAGGGUUUGGAGGAGUGUCCGUCGUUGGAAGGCGGCAAAGAUCCCAUUGUUUGUGAUGUCGCAUACUAUGCCCGUCGGGUUGGCCUUGACGUCGAGACAUUCCGCGUGCAAACAGAGGAUGGCUUCAUCAUUACCCUGUGGCACGUGUUCAAUCCUCAAGAGUACACUGCGCUUUCGCCUGAAGCAAGGCGUGAACGUGGACCCCAGGUAUUCACCAGGCCGAAAAUGCAAAAUCCGAGGAGCCAAGAGGCUCCGAGGCGGUAUCCCGUCCUCCUAGUCCACGGGUUGCUUCAAAGCGCUGGCGCAUUCUGCACCAACGACGAAGACAGUCUGGCAUUCUACCUUUGCAAGGCUGGCUAUGAUGUUUGGCUAGGUAACAACCGCUGUGGCUCAAAUCCCGAGCAUACCACUUUGUCGCCAGAUGACCCACGUAUGUGGUCUUGGGACAUUCGUCAUUUAGGGACGCUGGACCUUGCGGCCCUCACUUCGCGUGUUCUCUAUGAGACUGGGUUUGAGAAGCUGGGUCUUGUAUGCCAUUCCCAGGGCACCACACAGACCUUUGUCGCUCUAGCCAAAGAACAGCGCCCCGAACUGGCUGAGCACAUUUCAGUUUUCUGCGCCCUUGCACCUGCUGUAUAUGCCGGGCCCCUUGUACAUCGGCCGUACUUCCGAUUCAUGAGCAUUCUAUCGCCGGCUGUGUUCCGACUCGUCUUUGGCAUUCACUCUUUCAUCCCUGUCAUGAUGACCGCCCGUCGUCUACUUCCACCCAGGAUAUAUGGAACCCUAGCGUAUUGGGUAUUCUCAUUUUUAUUUGACUGGUCUGAUACUCGGUGGGAACGUGAUCUGCGCCACCGCAUGUUUCAAUUCGCCCCGGUAUACGUCAGCGCCGAAGCCAUGCGCUGGUGGCUCGGCAGCGAUAGCUUCGCUAAACACAAAUGCAUCUUGUCAACGGAAGACGAGUUGCGGCGCGAGCUUACCCCGAAUGACAAUUUGCCCGAUGACACUGUCACCGAACACGGGGAUGACCCAGGCGACGCUUUUUUGGGUAGCUCGGCUCCUAGUCCCUGGUAUGGUCCAGGAACACCCCCAUUCGCAUUCUGGAUCGGUGGGUCCGAUGCCCUUGUCGAUGGUCGCAGGCUGGUAGAUCGCUUCCAUAGCGGUCGUGAACCCCAUGCACGUCUGGUUCAUUCAAAGAUCAUCGAGGAAUAUGAACAUCUUGAUGUUCUUUGGGCCAUGGAUGCCAUUGAUCAAGUUGGCCAGGAGGUCAAAGAUGUCAUUUGGAAGACCAUGCCAGACCAUGCACGUCAUAUCUGUCGUGCCCCUCGAGGUGUCGAUUUUGAAGAGAUAUAA